AGGCCUCCCCUCUGCAUUGCCUGCCUGCCUGCCUUCCUCUCGGGCGUGGUGGAUCCCGCAGCAGUCGAUUCCUCGGAAAGGAAGCCAGCCCGGAAAGGAAGAAGCAGCAGACAAGAGCCGCUCGGAAUCGGACCAUCUGUGCCAACUUUGAAACUUUUAAGAGUCUAGAGAUGUUCCUGGUGAAAAACUUCCUUGGAGGCGGAGGAGGAGGAGGCGGCGGCGGAGGCGGGAACAUCAACAUCGGCAAUGUGAUUGGCGGGUUUUUGAGUGGCGGCGGCGGAGGAGGAGGCGGUGGUGGUGGAGGGGGCGGAGCCAUGGGCAUCCUGGGCGGAGUCAUCAGCGCCAUCAGUGAAGCAGCAGCUCAAUACAACCCGGAGCCUCCGCCUCCUCGCAGCCACUUUUCCCAAGUCGAAUCCAACGAAAGCGAGGAAGUGCGGCAAUUCCGGAGGCUCUUCACGCAGCUGGCAGGAGAGGAUAUGGAAGUGAGCGCGACGGAGCUGAUGAACAUCCUCAACAAAGUGGUGACCAGACAUCCUGACCUGAAGACAGAUGGGUUUGGGAUUGAUACCUGUCGCAGCAUGGUGGCCGUCAUGGACAGCGACACAACCGGGAAACUCGGGUUCGACGAAUUCAAAUAUCUCUGGAACAAUAUCAAGAAGUGGCAGGGAAUUUACAAACGUUUUGACGCAGACCGGUCCGGGACUAUCGGUAGCAAUGAACUCCCAGGUGCUUUUGAGGCUGCAGGCUUUCGGCUCAACGAGCAGCUCUACAGCAUGAUGGUGCGCAGGUAUUCGGACGAGAACGGGAACAUGGACUUUGACAACUUCAUCAGCUGCCUGGUCCGCCUGGACGCCAUGUUUCGUGCCUUCAAAUCCUUGGACAGAGAUGGCAGCGGACAAAUCCGUGUGACUUUAAGGGAGUGGUUGCAGCUCACCAUGUACUCUUAAAGGCCAGCAUGAAAGUCCGAUCCUGCCUCUUAUGCCAUCACCGAGCCUAAUUUGGAAUAGUUUCAAUUUAUGCGCUUAAAGAAUCCUAUAUUUCCUUCCUUUCUUGUUUUCCUCCCUUACCUUCUUUCUUUCCUUCCUUCCUUUUUUCCCUUCUUUCCACUUUCCCUCCUUCCUUCUCUUCUUUCCUCCUUCCCUCUCUUUCCUUCUCUCCUUCCUUCCCUUCCUUUCUCUUUU
Molecule: messenger RNA, 1181 nt
Organism: Anolis sagrei ordinatus
Lineage: Eukaryota; Metazoa; Chordata; Lepidosauria; Squamata; Anolidae
Source: RefSeq, a predicted model, not a curated record